AUCACCUCUGCGGUUGUGCAAUCCCUGCCCUAUAAAUACCGAGGCACUCCCGCCUCUGGCAGCCCCUGGAAGCCUCCAGAAGCCUCAGGAAGCCCGGCCUGCGAGGAGCCUCUCUCCCUUCUCUGGGCAUCCCGGCCCAGCCUGCGGCCGUCAUGAGGCCUCUCUACUUGCUGCUGCUGCUUCUGUGCCUUCUCUUCUCCUACCUGCCCCCAGGUGCUGGCUUCCUUACGGGUAUCGGCCAGAGGUCUGACCAGUACAUCUGUGCCAGGAAAGGAGGCACCUGCAACUUCUCCCCUUGCCCGCUCUUUACCAGGAUCGAUGGCACCUGUUACCGCGGGAAGGCCAAGUGCUGCAUGCCUUGACUCUGAGCUGGGCCCGUUGGAGAGAGUGUGUGGAAGUCCAUUGAGCCCAGUGAAGUAUUUGUAAUCGUUGUUUUAAUAAAAGAAGACUUUUUUUUUUUAAGCAUACCUCUUUCAGACCAAAAUGAAUCUUAUCUCCUGUUGGAAGAAGUUGAG
Messenger RNA from Canis lupus familiaris (dog), 515 nucleotides. RefSeq names its product defensin beta 1 (gene DEFB1). Lineage: Eukaryota; Metazoa; Chordata; Mammalia; Carnivora; Canidae. The record is from RefSeq and is marked provisional. Gene Ontology annotation, molecular function: CCR6 chemokine receptor binding. Gene Ontology annotation, cellular component: extracellular region. Gene Ontology annotation, biological process: innate immune response in mucosa; defense response to Gram-negative bacterium; defense response to Gram-positive bacterium.